AUGUUGGUAGGGCAAACCGGCAAAGACCGAUUCCACUCAGCUCCUGCACCGAGUGAUGGCGCUGCAGCUUCGGCGGUAGGGGUUGGCCUGCGCCCCCGGCCGGCAGUUGUAGUACGACGCGCCGCGCCGCGAGCAGGGGACGCUGUUCCUCUGCAGCGCGCCGUAGCUGAUGUACCGCCUGCUGGUCAGGAUGCGCCGAGUCGACUCCGAUUCCAACGCGAACUCCUCGUCCUCGUCCUCGAGGCACUCGCCGACGGUUCCCCUGCAGCCGGAUAUCGCCGGCAACCCGACCGCCGCCUCGCGGUCGCCGCCGGCCGACGCCUGGGAGGCUAA
This is a messenger RNA of Striga asiatica, 333 nucleotides long. The record is from the annotation of a GenBank genome assembly. NCBI's taxonomy places the organism in Eukaryota, Viridiplantae, Streptophyta, Magnoliopsida, Lamiales, Orobanchaceae.